Molecule: messenger RNA, 2142 nt
Organism: Sebastes umbrosus (honeycomb rockfish)
Lineage: Eukaryota; Metazoa; Chordata; Actinopteri; Perciformes; Sebastidae
Product: monoacylglycerol lipase ABHD2-like
Exons: 11
Coding region: 377-1651 (424 amino acids)
Biological process (GO): medium-chain fatty acid catabolic process; acylglycerol catabolic process; sperm capacitation
Cellular component (GO): sperm flagellum; sperm plasma membrane
Molecular function (GO): monoacylglycerol lipase activity; acetylesterase activity
Source: RefSeq, a predicted model, not a curated record
UAGCUCAUGACUCAGAAAGCAGGGAUUUAAUUCACACAUAAACUAUGAUAGCUGAUUUAUUGUAUAGGUGACGCACAUUAAACUGCUAAUAUCAUGUAAAGAAUACGCUAAAAUAAGUUAUUUUUAAGGUUGGCUGUUUUUAUGUUUGGAAAUCGGAGCUUUUCUAAGAGUACCUGAACGCGUCCUGCUGGUCUGUGCUGUAAACAGACGGUGUGUUCAGGGACGCAGCUGAACUCCGGGUGGAUCUGACCAGAACCAGGACUAAACUACACAAAACAGCGAUGCUCUGAGUGUGAGCAUCAUCACACAGAAAGGAGGGACCAACCAACUGUAUUUCCUUCAAAGUCACACAGCUAGGUCCUCUCCUGAGUCCACAAUGGCCACCCUCGAGGACGGGGGCAUAAACACCUUUGGCCGGGAGCUGCCAGCCAUGUUUGAUGGCGUGAAGUUGGCGGCGGUGGCCACUGUCCUCUACAUCAUCGUCCGCUGUCUGAACCUGAAGAGCACCACAUCGCCACCGGAGACCAUCUACCAGGACACACCGCUCAGCCGCUACCUGUUCAAAACCUGCCCGUUGCUGACCAAAGAAUACAUUCCUCCCUUGUUGUGGGGUAAAAGCGGACAUCUCCAGACGGCCCUGUACGGCAAGAUGGGACGUGUCAACACGCCAACGCCCUGCGGUGUCCGCAAGUUCCUCCCAAUGCAGGACGGGGCCACGGCGAGCUUUGACCUGUUUGAAGCACGUGGAGACCACAGCACAGGAGAUGACAUUACCAUGGUAAUCUGCCCUGGGAUCGGUAACCAUAGCGAGAAGAACUACAUUCGGACCUUUGUGGAUCACUCCCAGCGGCAGGGUUACCGCUGCGCCGUCCUCAACCACCUGGGAGCCCUCCCCAACAUGGAGCUCACCUCGCCCCGCAUGUUCACCUACGGUUGUACCUGGGAAUAUGCGGCCAUGGUGAACCACAUCAAACAAGCUUUUCCUCAGACACUGCUGGUGGUCGUGGGCUUCAGUCUGGGGGGAAACAUCGUCUGUAAGUUCCUGGGUGAGAACCCAUCCAACCAGGACCGAGUGCUCUGCUGUGUCACCGUCUGUCAGGGUUACAGCGCCCUCAGGGCUCAGGAAACAUUCCUUCAGUGGGAUCAGUGCCGGAGGCUCUACAACUUUGUGUUGGCGGACAACAUGAAGAAGCUCAUCUUGCAACACAGGAGCAGUCUGCUUAGCCUGAACUCCACCAACAUAGGUGACGCAGACAUCGGCCGACUGUACGCAGCAACGUCUCUGAAUCAGAUCGACGACAGCAUCAUGAGGAAGUUUCACGGCUACAGCUCGUUGAAGGAGUACUACGAGAAGGAGAGCUGCGCGCACUACAUGCACAAAGUCACGGUGCCUCUCCUCCUGGUAAACUCCUCAGACGACCCACUAGUCCAUCAGUCACUACUGGAUAUUCCACGCACGCUCGCGGAAAAAAUGCCGAAUGUGAUAUUCGCCCUGACCCAACACGGAGGCCACCUGGGCUUCUUCGAGGGAGCCGUGCUGUUCCCUCAUCCCCUCACCUGGAUGGACAAGGUCAUAGUCGAGUACACCAACGCCAUCUGCCACUGGGAGAAGAAGCAGCCGGCGUGCAGAGGAGCAGCCACCAGGACAUGAACUCCUGCCUGCAGAGCACAGGGGUGACACUCAGUGGGUAACAUGCUGUACCUAGACAAGUCUGGAGACAAAACAAUAGACCAAAACAUACACACUCUGUAUUUGCUCUACUUGAGUACUAAUGGCACUUAAAGUUGAGGAAGUAAUUCUGGGAAAUGUAGGAAGUCACUGAAAUGGAUCAGUAAAGGCUAAGUUGAAGCGGGUAAACUGAAACACAUAAGAUACCUGAAAAUGUAACAUGACUCCAUGGUGAAUCGGUCCUUCCUCUUGUUCCCAGUUAACCUCCAGUGUAACACGAGUUCACCCUCUGCUGGUUUUUGGCAGCUGCUGCUUCUUCUUGAGUCUGGAAAGCAGAGUGAUAUAAUUAGUGGGGAGGGAGACGUACUGCAACCAGAGGAUGACCUUUGACCUGCAUGUAGAAAAGUGUGUUUUUCUACAUGAAAACUUUCCUAGAAACUCAAAUAUUCAUAAAUCAGUUUACAAAAAAAUUA